Molecule: messenger RNA, 1868 nt
Organism: Temnothorax curvispinosus
Lineage: Eukaryota; Metazoa; Arthropoda; Insecta; Hymenoptera; Formicidae
Product: putative methyltransferase NSUN6
Exons: 8
Coding region: 334-1731 (465 amino acids)
Biological process (GO): RNA methylation
Molecular function (GO): RNA binding; methyltransferase activity
Source: RefSeq, a predicted model, not a curated record
CGUUUAGAGAAUCGAGUCCCAGGGCUCGAUGCUCGAUGCUUCAAGGCUUCAAGUGCCCACGGCCCACGGCCACAAGUGGCUUUUCUUUCAGUUAUAUAUGUUCUAAGGUGUAAUAGCGCGAGCUACGUAUGUACGAAGUGGAGUAAAGUUUUGUAUGUAUAAACAAAGUUAUUUCUCAGUUAAACUAAUAAUGCCGUGUGAGAAAGCAACGACCAUGUCCAGACGAUCGGGCGCUCAACCACUGCUGGAUGCAACGAUUGAAAAGCGAUUUGCACCAAGAUUUUGCGGAUAAUAAAUAAAUUAAAUAAAUAGAACAAAGUAGAUGAGGAGAUAAUGUCAUCACAGGCGUUAUUACACGGUUUGCCAGAAACGCCCUUUAAAUAUAAAUCUGGAAUACGUGAUGAAUUGAUAGCAGACUUGAGAAAAGCGAUAAUUAACGGUGAAUACUUACAACAAUCUGAAAUUGAGGAAAAGAUCGAUGCUCUUUGCAAAUGGAUGUGUACAACACCUAAGAAGAGCGUUUACAGAUUAGAUCGUUUUACAGAUUAUUAUACAAACGAUCUGAACAGUUUAUACAAGGCAUUGAAGCAGGAUGACAAACCGGAUCCAUCUAUCCACUUUUUGCCGGAUCUUCCGAAUGGAAUAGUUGCAGUCGACAGUUGGGAUUCAUCGGUGUCUCUUGAUUUAAAGAGAUGUCCAGGUGAAAUUAUCGUUGACGCUAUAUGUGGUGCAGCUGUGCUAAGAGGAUCUCACGUUUAUGCUCCUGGUGUUAUCGGAAUGCCAAAUGGUUUAACUAUUAAUACCAAAGUCAGUGUAUUCGCUGAUGUUACUGGUCAAUGUAAGAAAGGUUUGAUUAAACCAUAUGCAAAUAGCAAUAAAGUAUAUUUAGGCAAUGGCAUUCUUCGACAAACAAGGAAAGAAUUAUUUUGCAAACCAACGAGAAAUCCAUGUGGUGUUGCAAUAAUUAUGACUGAUGUGAUCUCACAAGUUCCGCAAUUGAAUUUAAAUAACGAAUCUUUGAGACCGCAUGCCCUGUUACAAAAUUUGCCGUCUAUCGUGUGUAGCCUAGUUUUAAAUCCCCAACCAGGUGAAACAAUCUUGGACAUGUGUGCUGCACCUGGUAACAAAACCACACAUAUUUCCCUGCUUAUGAAGGGACAGGGUACAAUAAUAGCUCUAGAGAAAAAUCCAGGUAAAGUGAUGCGAUUUAAGGAAAAGUGUAAUGACAAAAACAUCAAAAUAUUUUGUUACGAUGCUACGAAGGCUGUCAUGCCUGUCAUCGAACGAGAGCGCAGUUUAGCCCAUACCGACGGACCUCCGUUCGAAGAAAAUAAUUUCGAUCGUAUCCUCUUAGAUACUCCAUGCAGCGCGUUAGGUCAAAGACCGCAAUUGUACAAUACAAUCACGUCGGCACAACUUCAUUCUUACGUUCCCUUGCAGCGAAGUCUCUUUUCUGCCGCUGUUCGUCUUUUGAAGCCAAAAGGGAUAUUGGUUUAUAGUACAUGUACCGUCACAAUAGCAGAAAACGAAGGAAUUAUCGCUUGGGCAUUGAAGCAAUUUCCAAAGUUGAAAUUAGAAUCUGUUAAAGAUCAAAUAAAAACAGACAAAUAUGGCACUCAAGGAUACAUCAUAGAUGGUUUAACGAAUGAGAAUGCAAAAAAAGUAUGUAGAUUUGGUCCUGAAAGCGAUUCCGUUGGAUUUUUUAUUGCAUGCUUGACAAAAUGUUCCUGAGGCAAUGAAAUUCAUCUAGAGACAGCUGUAUCACAUACUUUACUUUUACUAAAAGUCUUUACAUUAACUAAAGUAUGAGACUGUACCACAUUAUACUUAACUUUUCUUUAUUGACUUAAUAAAUUUUUAUAAUAUUA